Molecule: messenger RNA, 318 nt
Organism: Solanum tuberosum (potato)
Lineage: Eukaryota; Viridiplantae; Streptophyta; Magnoliopsida; Solanales; Solanaceae
Product: 40S ribosomal protein S26-3-like
Exons: 1
Coding region: 1-318 (105 amino acids)
Biological process (GO): translation
Cellular component (GO): cytosolic small ribosomal subunit; ribosome
Molecular function (GO): mRNA binding; structural constituent of ribosome
Source: RefSeq, a predicted model, not a curated record
AUGACUUUCAAGCGAAAGAAUGGAGGUCGUAACAAACAUAGACGCGACCAUGUCAAGUUCAUCCGCUACUCUAACUGUGGAAAAUGCUGCCCUAAGGAUAAAGCCAUCAAGAGGUUCCUUGUGAGGAACAUUGUUGAACAAGUUGUUGUACGUAAUGUUCAGAAAUCUUGUGCUUUUGAUUUGUACACUCUUCUUAAGCUCUAUUUGAAGAUGCAGUAUUGUGUUUCAUGUGCAAUUCACUCCAGGGUGGUUAGAGUCUGUUCUCGUACUGAUAGGAGAGUUCGUGAGCCUCCACAACAUUUCAAGCCCAAGGAAUGA